This is a messenger RNA of Staurois parvus, 939 nucleotides long. The record is from the annotation of a GenBank genome assembly. Lineage: Eukaryota; Metazoa; Chordata; Amphibia; Anura; Ranidae.
AUUGCAGAGAGGAUAGACAGAGAGACAUUGUGUGGGGCUGCAGCUGAUUGUGUCCUGGCCUUUGAUGCUGUGGCUGAGAAUCCUCUAAAUGUGUUUAAUGUUAGGAUUGAAAUUCAAGAUAUAAAUGACAAUCCACCAAUAUUUCUCUAUGAAACAAUUAGGUUAGAAAUUAGUGAAUAUGCUCUAUCAGGAGCAAAGUUUGUUUUGCAUAAAGCAGAGGAUUUGGAUAUAGGAAUGAAUACACUGAAAAGCUACAAGCUAAGUCCAAAUGAGCACUUUGUCUUAGGAGAAAGGAUCAGCUCUGAUGGCAGUAUAUUUCCUGAACUAGUUCUAGAAAAGCCUCUAGACCGAGAGACACAAAAUUACCAUGAACUAAUUCUAUCAGCUUUUGAUGGAGGAAAUCCAGUACAAACAGGCACUGCACUGAUUAAGAUUGCCAUCACUGAUUUUAAUGAUAAUACACCUAUAUUUACCCAAGAAAUAUAUAAAAUAAGCAUUAAGGAAAAUAUACCUUUAAAUUCUACAGUUCUGCAGGUCAGGGCAACUGAUGAUGAUGAAGGUGUAAAUGCUCAGAUUACAUAUUCAUUUAGUACCCUGGCAAAUAGCAUUCUCCAGAUGUUUACAAUUAAUCACAAGAAUGGAGACAUCAGAACAAAGGGACAUUUAGAUUAUGAAAUGAAAAAACACUAUGAAAUAUCUGUACAAGCCAUGGAUGGAGGGGGCCUGGCUGCCCAUGCUAAAGUUUUAAUAGAGAUAUUGGAUGAGAAUGACAAUGUUCCUGAGAUAACCCUCACCUCCCUGUCUUCUCCUAUUCCUGAAGACACAUCACCUGGAACUGUGGUGGCUCUCAUUGCAGUUCGUGAUAAAGACUCAGGAGAAAAUGGAGAAGUUCAGUGUCAGGUCAUUGGGGAUAUUCCAUUUGAAUUAGUGUCAUCAGCA